Molecule: messenger RNA, 1775 nt
Organism: Arabidopsis thaliana (thale cress)
Lineage: Eukaryota; Viridiplantae; Streptophyta; Magnoliopsida; Brassicales; Brassicaceae
Exons: 6
Coding region: 1-675 (224 amino acids)
Source: RefSeq, marked reviewed
AUGAAUGGGAGAGUUAGAACUAAUUUUGAGAGGUUUCUCGAAUGUUCAUCUCCACGUGUCCCGAUUCAAUUUUAUACUCAGGCAAGGGGAUCGUCUUCUUCUUCACCAAUAGCUUUGGGAGCUAUUGAAGAAGAAGAAGUGAGAAAGCCUCGCAUCGUCCUCAAUGAUAUUUGGUCUGCCUGUAAAAACUGGAGCACUGUUGGUAUCGAAGUCCCUCUUUCGCUGGAAAACUUCGACUCCGAUGUUAAACAGUACUAUAAUCCUUCACUCUCCGCCAUUCAGAUCUUUACCAUCAAACCCUUCUCUGAUGAUUCAAGGAGCUCUGCCAUUGGGAUAGAUGGUACAGAGACAGGAUCUGCUAUAACUGACUCUGACAGCAACGGCAAGCUUCAGUGUUUGGAUGCUGGUGACUUGGGCUACCUUUAUUUUCAAUAUAAUGAGGUAGAAAGGCCAUUUGAUAGGUUUCCUCUCACUUUCAAGAUGGCUGACCUAGCUGAGGAGCACACUGGACUGUCUAGUCUGACGAGUUCAGAUCUUUCUCCAAAUAGCUGGAUUUCGAUAGCUUGGUAUCCCAUUUAUCCAAUUCCACCAGUGAUAGGCGUGGACGGGAUAUCUGCCGCUUUCCUAACGUACCAUUUAUUGAAGCCAAACUUUCCAGGUACUUUGGUCAUUUGAGAAUUAACAUUACCUUUUCAACCCAAGCGUAUACGGAAGCUAUAUAAUGUGCCUGCUAAAUUAUCAAGCAUGUGCUUUUGAGUAUUCAAGUGUUUUGUAUAGUAAUACUUCGACAUAUUUACACAUAUAAUUCCGGUACUGUGUUCUUGUUAAUUUGUAUGUUACGUUGGCGAAAUUUAUCGAUAUUGGUUGAUUUCUAGUAGUACUUUAUUCAUGGGAGAAUUUAAGGAUUAUGAUUGUAUUUACUUAUUUAGGGUUCUUUAUUUAAUAAGUUAUUGAAGAGCAGUAGGUAUUCCUAGUUGGCGUAGUAAUGAGUUUUCCUUUCUGGGAGGGAUCGAACUGGUAGAAAAAAAUACCGUGCAAAGGUAGUUACUAGUUGGAGAUGUUCUUUUCAAGUCUUUACUCUAUCACAGUGUCGCUUGGAUAUAGAGAAAAGUUAUGCAUCUGUUUUGGUAUUAAUUUCUUGUGGAUUGUAAGAGAUGGAGAAGUUGCAUCUUUGGCGCAACGGUCUUACCAAUCCUAGCCACUAUUUUCUCUGCAUAAAAGUCUUAUCUUUAGUUUCCAAGUACUUCUUCCUGUUUGUACAGACACUUACUUCCUUUUAGCCUGAGCUUGAUUCUAUUAUCUUAGAGCAGACUCAGUUCUUUAAAACAAUUGGUAAGGAUGAUAAGGGGAAUGAACAAGGAGAGUCAAGUACACCAGAAGUUCUACUUCCUCCAUUUGGAGCAAUGACUUACAAGGCCUUUGGUAACCUGUGGAUGAUGCCUGGGACAUCAGAUUAUCAGAACAGAGAGAUGAAUGAAGAAUCUGCUGACUCGUGGCUGAGAAAACGCGGCUUCUCCCACAGCGAUUUCAACUUCUUUAUGUCCCGUAAGUUUUACGGCGGACCCUAUUAAUGCCAUCUUGCAGGUGAAAUGCUAAGCCUAACAAUGGAGUCUUAUCAUCAUAAAAAAACAUUUAUGCUGUAAAACAUUCCCAUCUCUCUCUCUCUCUCUCUCUCUCUCUCUCUCUCUCUCUCUCUCUCUCUCUCUCUCUCCCUCUCUCUGACUUUGGAUUCUGCUGUUCUUUACUUUUGAGGAUUAUUUUUCUUAAAAUUUGUC